CAUCCGGCCCGUGGCCAACGUGUCCGACCCAGUCAUCAUCCACUUUGAGGUGUCCAUGUCUCAGCUGGUGAAGGUGGAUGAAGUGAACCAGAUCAUGGAGACCAACCUGUGGCUCAAACAAAUCUGGAACGACUACAAGCUGAAGUGGAACCCCUCUGACUACGACGGGGCGGAGUUCAUGCGUGUCCCUGCACAGAAGAUCUGGAAGCCAGACAUCGUGCUGUAUAACAAUGCCGUUGGGGACUUCCAGGUGGACGACAAGACCAAAGCCUUACUCAAGUACACAGGGGAAGUGACGUGGAUCCCUCCAGCCAUCUUUAAGAGCUCGUGCAAAAUCGAUGUGACCUACUUCCCAUUCGAUUACCAAAACUGCACCAUGAAGUUCGGUUCCUGGUCCUACGACAAGGCAAAAAUCGACCUGGUCCUGAUCGGCUCCUCCAUGAACCUCAAGGACUACUGGGAGAGCGGCGAGUGGGCCAUCAUCAAAGCCCCAGGCUACAAACACGACAUCAAGUACAACUGCUGCGAGGAGAUCUACCCCGACAUCACGUACUCACUGUACAUCCGGCGCCUGCCCUUGUUCUACACCAUCAACCUUAUCAUCCCCUGCCUGCUCAUCUCCUUCCUCACCGUGCUCGUGUUCUACCUGCCCUCCGACUGCGGCGAGAAGGUGACCCUCUGCAUCUCCGUGCUCCUCUCCUUGACCGUGUUUCUCCUGGUGAUCACCGAGACCAUCCCCUCCACCUCGCUGGUCAUCCCCCUGAUCGGAGAGUACCUCCUGUUCACCAUGAUUUUCGUCACCCUGUCCAUCGUCAUCACGGUCUUUGUGCUCAACGUGCACUACAGAACCCCGACCACGCACACGAUGCCCGCGUGGGUGAAGACCAUAUUCCUGAACUUGCUCCCCAGGGUCAUGUUCAUGACCAGGCCGGCAAGCAGCGAGGGACACACUCCGAAGCCAAGGCCCCUCUACGGUGCCGAGCUCUCGAAUCUGAAUUGCUUCAGCCGCGCAGAGCCCAAAGGCUGCAAGGAAGGCUACCCCUGCCAGGAUGGGAUAUGUGGCUACUGCCACCACCGCAGGAUAAAAAUCUCGAAUUUCAGCGCCAACCUCACGAGAAGCUCCAGUUCUGAAUCUGUCGAUGCUGUGCUGUCCCUCUCUGCUUUAUCACCAGAAAUCAAAGAAGCCAUCCAAAGUGUCAAGUACAUUGCUGAAAAUAUGAAAGCGCAGAAUGAAGCCAAAGAGAUUCAAGAUGAUUGGAAGUAUGUUGCCAUGGUGAUUGAUCGUAUUUUCCUGUGGGUUUUCAUCCUGGCGUGCAUUUUAGGGACAGCAGGAUUGUUUCUGCAGCCCCUGAUGGCCAGGGAAGAUGCGUAGAUACAGAAUCUUGCUAUAUUACCCAGCUGGUCUUGAACUCCUGGCCUCAAGUGAUCCUCCUGCUGCAGCCUCCCAAAGAAC
Lemur catta (Ring-tailed lemur) is the source of this 1453-nucleotide messenger RNA. It is a transcript of the gene CHRNA3, whose product is annotated as cholinergic receptor nicotinic alpha 3 subunit. The record is from RefSeq and is a predicted model, not a curated record. Gene Ontology annotation, cellular component: neuron projection; synapse; postsynaptic membrane. Bases 56 to 1372 code for a protein of 438 amino acids. The transcript has 6 exons. NCBI's taxonomy places the organism in Eukaryota, Metazoa, Chordata, Mammalia, Primates, Lemuridae. Gene Ontology annotation, biological process: signal transduction; regulation of membrane potential; nervous system process. Gene Ontology annotation, molecular function: transmembrane signaling receptor activity; acetylcholine-gated monoatomic cation-selective channel activity.